AAGGUCGUUAGCCACAUGUAAACAAUAUCACGUAAUGAAGAUGAAAUGGAAUGAAUGAUCCACAGAUUGACUUAUUACCAAGAUUCCAUUACAAGGAUCAUUAAAUUUUAUCACUUAAAGUUGGUAACCUGGAUGAUACCAAAAUGGUAAAAGCAAAGAAAAAAGUUCCCACUGCUUCUAAAGAAGAGUUGAUGAUGAUGACAGUCUCAGAAAUUGUCAAUGAAUUAAUUAAAGCAGAUCAAGAAGGCAAAGAUGUCAACUUGAACAAAGUGAAGACGAGAAUAUCCAGUAAAUAUGGUUUACCUAGUCAACCUAGAUUAGUAGAUAUUAUAGCUGCUGUACCACAGCAAUAUAAAAAGGCAUUGGUUCCUAAAUUAAAAGCGAAACCAGUGAGAACAGCUAGUGGAAUAGCUGUAGUAGCAGUUAUGUGUAAACCUCAUCGUUGUCCUCAUAUAGCUAUGACUGGUAAUAUCUGUGUAUAUUGUCCUGGUGGUCCAGAUUCAGAUUUUGAAUAUUCUACACAGUCAUAUACUGGUUAUGAACCCACAUCAAUGAGAGCUAUUAGAGCAAGAUAUAAUCCAUAUUUACAAACCAGACAUAGAGUAGAACAGUUACAACAACUAGGACAUAGUGUAGAUAAAGUAGAGUUUAUAGUAAUGGGAGGUACGUUUAUGAGUUUACCUGAAGAUUAUCGAGAUUAUUUUAUACGUAAUUUACAUGAUGCUCUAUCUGGUCAUACUAGCUGUAAUGUCAAUGAAGCUGUCAAGUUUUCUGAAAAGAGCACAACAAAAUGUAUUGGCAUCACCAUAGAAACCAGACCAGAUUAUUGUCUGAAAAAACAUCUGAGUGAUAUGUUAAAUUAUGGCUGUACUAGAUUAGAAAUUGGUGUACAAAGUGUUUAUGAAGAUAUUGCUAGAGAUACCAAUAGGGGUCAUACAGUAAAAGCUACGUGUGAAUCUUUUCAAAUGUCCAAAGAUGCUGGGUUUAAAGUGGUGUCACAUAUGAUGCCUGAUUUACCUAAUAUCGGGUGGGAGAGAGAUAUAGAACAAUUUAUUGAAUUUUUCGAAAAUCCUGCUUUCAGAGCAGACGGGUUAAAAAUUUAUCCUACAUUGGUGAUAAGAGGUACAGGAUUAUAUGAGCUAUGGAAGACAGGUAGAUAUAAGAGUUAUCCUCCCAGUGUACUGAUAGAUCUGGUAGCUAGAAUAUUAGCCCUAGUACCACCCUGGACUAGAAUCUACAGAGUUCAAAGAGAUAUACCAAUGCCUUUAGUAACAUCUGGUGUGGAACAUGGUAAUCUGAGAGAGUUAGCUCUAGCUCGUAUGAAAGAUCUGGGCACACAAUGUAGAGAUGUUCGGACUAGAGAAGUGGGUAUUCAGGAAAUACAUCAUAAAGUCAAACCCUAUGAGGCUGAACUAAUAAGAAGAGAUUAUGUAGCUAAUGGUGGCUGGGAGACAUUUUUAUCAUAUGAAGAUCCGGAACAAGAUAUAUUAAUAGGGUUGCUACGGUUACGCAAGUGUUCAGAAGAGACUUUUAGACCAGAGUUAGUGGGGGGAUGUUCAGUUGUACGAGAAUUACAUGUUUAUGGUAGUGUGGUUCCUGUUCACGCUAGAGAUCCUACUAAAUUUCAACAUCAGGGAUUUGGUAUGUUAUUAAUGGAGGAAGCUGAAAGAAUAGCUAAAGAAGAACAUGGUUCGUGGAAAAUAGGUGUCAUAUCAGGUGUUGGAACCAGAAAUUACUACAGAAAAAUUGGUUAUGAAUUAGAAGGACCUUAUAUGACUAAAAUACUGGGAGACAAAACUGAGGAAUGAUGGACAAGGGAAUUAAACUGAUUAACUCGAAUCUACUUCCAAAGCUUUAGAAACUGUGCUUGAACAGCCCAAAUAGUGUCAGUUUCCCUCGACCAGUGCUUCUAUAAGAGAUUAUCUCCUAUACAACUUUACACUCAGAGACAAAUAUAUGAAAAAAUUGAAAAUUGUUAAAAGUUCGAUAAAAAGAAAUGAAGUUUUUAAAUCUUAUGUUCUGUCUCUUCAUUUGGCAAUGUCAUGCAGUAUACAAUGAGGGAAAUUUAUAUAUAUCUCUGAAGUCUGGUACUUCUAUAGCGAUUGUCGUGUAGUUGAAUUACUUAAUUGUCGUUAAGGUAGCUCGAUUUAUUUGUGGUCUGAAAUAUUUUGACGGCAGUUAUUUCCCUUUAACUAACUUUCUUCAGUCCAAAUAUAAUUUAUUGCGACUUAAAAAAUGAAAAACUCAGUGUAUAGAUGUCAAUGCGACAUACCUGUCUUAUGCUAAUUAUGAAAUUGUUAUAUAACAAUGUAUGUAUAAAAUGUUGAAUAUAAAGUGCUAAAAAGGU
This is a messenger RNA of Lottia gigantea (owl limpet), 2347 nucleotides long. RefSeq lists its product as hypothetical. The record is from RefSeq and is a predicted model, not a curated record. Lineage: Eukaryota; Metazoa; Mollusca; Gastropoda; Lottiidae. Gene Ontology annotation, cellular component: nucleus; elongator holoenzyme complex; cytoplasm. Gene Ontology annotation, molecular function: iron-sulfur cluster binding; acyltransferase activity, transferring groups other than amino-acyl groups. Bases 144 to 1808 code for a protein of 554 amino acids. Gene Ontology annotation, biological process: tRNA wobble base 5-methoxycarbonylmethyl-2-thiouridinylation. The transcript is spliced from 17 exons.